Molecule: messenger RNA, 936 nt
Organism: Armigeres subalbatus
Lineage: Eukaryota; Metazoa; Arthropoda; Insecta; Diptera; Culicidae
Exons: 4
Coding region: 74-640 (188 amino acids)
Source: RefSeq, a predicted model, not a curated record
CAUUGAAGUGCCUCGUUAGCAGCAACCACCGCUGAAACUGACAUAUUAACAAGAUUUGGAUUUGUGUGGGAAAAUGUUUUACUCUAAAUUAGAAGGCUUGCCGCUGGUUCUGCUUUCACUGGCCGUAUCGGUUAUGGCCCAGGCAGAACAGGCCGAGUACGUUAUCGACAUUUCCGACAUGUUUCAAGAGUGUGACAAUGGUAAACCUGUACCGGCCAUCAAACUGGACAACUUCGAAAGCUUGCAGGAUGACGAAGGGAACGCGUUGCUCAAUGGAAACAUGGUUUUCGAUGAUGAAUAUAACGAUCCAAUCGAGAUGAAGAUGUACUCCACUCGGCUGAAACAAGGCUCUUGGGUGGACGGAGAAAUAUCUCGUGAUGUGAUGAACAUCUGCCCGUUGAUAAUGAGCUCUUCGGAACCGUGGUAUGUCAUAACGUCAGCCAUGAAGCAACAGGAUUGCCCCUACAAGGCAGGACACAAAGAAAGCUUCGAGCUGCUGCCGAUGGGUGAUAUGGGCUUCGGUUCCAUUCCGGAGUCUUUCGCUGGUGAUUGGAGGCUUUAUGUGGAAACUACCACCCAGAGAGGAGAUGACAAAGUGACCGAAUGCUUCCGCGUUGCUUUUAGUAUCGUCGAAAAGUAAAAACGAAGAAUGAUUUAUAUUGAUAUCCGGAAAAUAAUUGUAUUAUUUUUUGGUUAUUAUUCAUACAUUCUUUGAGCUUCGGAAAUUGAUCAGAUGAAAGCGUACUGCACUGAAAUAGGAGGAAAUGAAAAUAAGUGUUAUGAUAUAUGACUAGAUGAAUAUGGAAGUACUAUUGUGAAUGGCAUGGAAAUAAAUAAAUAGUCUAUUAUUUUAUCUUUUAAAUACGCUUUUGCACCACCGAAUUUUCAAACCAUAAACCAUAAAAUCCCACAGAGACGAAAUGUUUAGACGAAAAA